AUAGCUUUGCAACUAACAUAUAGUAAGCAACCAGUCAAUAUGAAAGUGAAUUUUUAGUUAAAUUGUCGGCAACUGUGGGGAGGUGGCCUCGGGCUGGUCAAAAUGUCAUUUGUUGUGACGAACCAGAGCGUAAUCCGAUUUGGUAGCACCAAGGAGGAGGACGACUUUGAGCGGACAUUGAUGUUUUUCAAUAUCGAUAUAUCAACGGGGGGCGACCUGAGCUGCGACCAUCGAAACGAGAUUAUCUCGGCAAGGACCUUCGAUGGGAAUAGAAAGCCACGCAAUCCCGGUGGUGGAAGCAACUCUCGGAUUAAGGAAAGUGCGAUGUCGUUUGGCCAGCCAAACAAAUUCUUUGCUCAAAGUCAAAAUAGUUUAGAAGAUUUUGGAUGUAGUUUGAGGCAACAUGGAAAACGCUUUUCGGGAGGAAAAAGGGACAGUUCCGACUUUACGGAGAGUCGCAGCCACUUUUACUACCAUUCGAAUAAGCCCAAAAAGAUCUAUCAUUCGGACAAAAAAACAAGCUUCCAACAGCCUACUCGUGAUUAUAACACAAACAUCAACCCAGAGGAUGAUACCAAUAUGGCCGGGAAUGCCAGAAAUAUUUUUUCAUCGAGAAUUUAUCGGGCACACACUGACACUUAUAAUCAAUUGGCUUUGAGUCCCUCUAUUUCCAAUCAUGGAAACUAUAGAAAUUGUGAUUCUAGAAACGACUAUUCCCCCGAAUACUACUCACAUAUGAAGGACUUCCCACAAGCCGACUCACCUCUGGAAAGUUUAUCUUCUUACCCAAACGACCCUCGCGAAAUAGAUUAUAGAAGAUACCAUGGAACGCCGCUGCCCAGCAGGUCAGAAAUUCUUGGAAGACGAAACAAUCAUAGACAAAUUUCUGGAUCUAUGUCACCCGAAUAUCCACCAAAUUAUAACAGCUAUUUAGAGAAUCACGAUGACUUGGAAUACAAUAGACCCGAUUAUAACGGCGCCCGAUUAUAUAUAGAUGAAUACUUCGAUGAUCGAUGUGCAAAGGGCCACCGACACGAGGCAUGCGAUCAAUACGAAUAUCGCCCUGAUUACGAUUACUGCGAAGAACGACGCUCACCACUCCCAAUACCAAUUCAAAAACCUAAACAAUAUAGAAGAUAUAGAAAUCCCUCAACACCAUGUGCUAGACUGAGAGAGGAGUCUAAGCGAUCCCACAAGUUAGCCAAAUAUAAUAAGCCUGAAAUAAGCUACGAUGGCCAAGAUUCAGAUUCCAAAAGAUACGACAGUGAUGAAUUUCUUAAUUAUCAGAUAGACAAGACAGUUCCCGAAAAGUAUUUUCGGCACUUUAAAGAUGCCGAAGUGCCAUCCAGAAGACAUGAUAGAGUUUCAAGAGAAAUUGCUCGUCUAUCUUUCCCCAAAAACUACCAAUAUAACAUGGAGCCAAUGAAGAGAUUUAAUAGGCCAGGUAUUGCCAACCGAACUACUGAAAAAAUAGAUUGGUCGGAUAAAAAUACAGCAAGGAAUUCUAUUUGUGACUCUUUGAAGAAAUAUCCGCGGGAAUAUUUUCGCCAUCAGUCAAGGCAUGCACAGUUAGAGGAAGAACCUCGAUCCCGAAAUCUUUUGGGGACUGAAUCCGUGGUGUGUCCUAAUAGACCCGUGUUUCCCAGAGAAUACGACCGGCAUAAGAGGCGCAAGCAUCACAAAUUAAGGACUGAUCAAAAAAAGGUCGUUGACUUUGGACUUGGUCCUGGUUCUUACAUUGGUACCGAAAUACCACAUAGGAUUUUUGAAAAAACAAGGACGCCUUCGUCCAUAUUUUUUACCAUCGAGAUACCCUAUAAAAAAAAAGAAAACGGAAACUCACCGCCUUAUAAAAGUACGACUAGAAGACGGGACUCGGGUUGUGACACUAUUGCUCAAGAGUCGAUUUCUGCUUGCGAACUUAACACAGAACAUAAAAAAACAGGUUCUGCCUUCAAACUAAAUGCACCUGUGAAGUGGCAUAAAAAAAUGGAUAAAUUUGUAAAGCUCCGCCAAUCCUUUUUAGACAUGGAAAAGCAUGGUAAUCGCAAAACUAUUAAGCAGAAAAUCUCUAAGUUUUUUAAGAGGUCGAAAAUUUCUUUGAAAAGAUCGACUAUUUUGAAAAAUAAGGCCAAGGUCUUGAAUUCCUCCUGCAAGCCUUUUCAACGUCAUUUAGAUUUUGCUAAGCUUAGUAAUUUCGUCCUUCCCAAGCAAGAACAGAUUUUGUCGGCGAGUCCAAAUAUCAUAGAAGAAAAUGCCUUUACAAGUUCAAAUCGACAUAGAAAAAAAAGGGUUUCUCCAAGGAAUAGUAAUGAGUGUUUCUUUAAAGAAAAUGAAACUAGUCCGUUUAAGCACAACGAAAAUGCAUUCAAUCAGUAUUUUUGCAAAAAGGCAGGGGAAUCCAAAUAUCCCACCCUUUACAGAGGCAACUCGAAAAAAAAUACGGCCAACGAAGAAGAUGAUAACUACCAGGAGUACUCCAUGUAUAAUUUUUUGAGUGCAAGGCAUCGGUGCCACAGAAAUAGGCCCAAAAUAGAUAAAUAUGACCAAGGACUGAGCACUUGGAGAGAAGAAUACAUGAGAUCUAGAUUAGACAAGGUGGCUUUUCCACGGGUUUCUAGUGGGAGUUGCAGUUUGUACAGUGAAGGCAAGAAAAGUGAGGAUUCCCAUCGUAGCCAAAUUAACGUGUGCCUAACCAUUCGCGCUGAAGAGAUGAGUUUGUCCGGAAGUCCUAGAAUUAUUUCCUCUGAAGUGAUUCGAGGUUCCCGCCUAUCUAAUGAGGAUCUAAAAAUCGGCGUUUCCCAAUCGCCGAAUGAGUCAUUGGCGCGAAAAGAGAGUGGCAGCAAUGCCUUUCAAAGUGUGUGGAUUCCCACAAAUAGUUGCUUUUUCCGAUCUAACAGUUCCCAAAGUGGCUCCUCCAGGGCUACAAACGACAUAACUCCCUCGCCCGAAAGAAAAACUAUUGAGUCCUGUUCGAGGCCUCCUGGUCGAAAGUCCGCUCGCGGAAGGUCGUCGGACUAUUCCAACAGCAUUCGACCUCUUCGAGAAUCUUGUCACUCUGCGCUUAAUUCCAAUCGUCAAAAAUGCCAUUUCAAGCCAUCCCGACAGUGUCUGCGUCCUAGAGCGCAGUCCAAUUAUAACAGAAAGUCGAGUUUGAAUGAAGCUAACAAAAGCUGCGAAAAAGUCGUGCCACAAAAAAAAGUGUAUUUGGAUAAAAACACUUCGAAUUUUCUUCCAAAAAUUAGCUCUAUGUUGCCUUUUAGCGGUUGUCAGCAAUCCAAAAGCAUCAAUGCCAGUUUUGGAGGAUGCCAAAGUACAAAUGCCUGGCCGGGACAAAAACCAAGAAGAUGCUCAUCUGCACCUAUAAAAAGUCCCAUACAGCCGCGGCUCUUCUCACCAGGGACCGAUUCACCAUGCUCCCAGUCUAAUGUGAGUAAGGACUGUGGCUAUUGUAAUCGGAAAACGACUUCUCCAGAAAAUCUUCAACUUGUUUGUAUGGAUGAUCCCCAUGCCCUUCGAAGAAAUUGCAAUGGGUCGAAUACCAGCAGUUACACAAGCUGGCCUUGUCGGGAUAAUGCCGCAACAACGCGGGGCGACUUGUGUGUCCCCAAGCUGGGGCACGACAUGGAAAAAAAAUCCAAAUGCCAGCAGAGUGUUGUGGAGGAACUGAAACGGGAACUAUUGCUCAGUUUCAGGCAGGAUGAGACACUCGAAGACCAAAGACACUGCUUCCGACCCACACCCUUCAUGCUUCUUCCCUACGUUCCCGAUUCCAUGCACCAGCCCAAUGGACAUCUGACUUCAACUUCCCUUUGUGGCCCUGAACCUGUGGUCUGCUGGGCCCCAUGCUCCAACCCACAGGCUCAUUUUUGAGAAUUUCAAGUAGCCCGUGCCUUGGAUACGAGUCUCCAGCACAUUAACAGGUUCUGAUGCGAAAAAUAACCAACAAAAAUACCCCAAACAGAAGCCGCCAUACCUUGGUAAAAAAAAAAUUUUAAGUAUACUUCGUCUA
Drosophila bipectinata is the source of this 4012-nucleotide messenger RNA. RefSeq lists its product as uncharacterized. Lineage: Eukaryota; Metazoa; Arthropoda; Insecta; Diptera; Drosophilidae. The record is from RefSeq and is a predicted model, not a curated record.